CUGCUGUGCUGCGAGCCUCACCAUUGGAGGGUGAGUGAUGGAGGAAGUGCGGUUCUGCUGGAAGUUAGUUACCUUCGUUCUGAAAAGUACCAGAGCCGGAGUCUACAGAAGAUAGGAAACGUUGUUUUCAACAUAGUAAAUUAACGCUUGACGAGAAAAUAAAAACAGCUUUUUCAGUUAUUUAAGGAAUCGUACAGUUCCGCCAUGGAGUUUGGUGAAGAUUCGUCGCCUGCUCUGGCGUUCGAGAAGGAAGCGUUUGAGCUCACGGUCGAAGAUGUUUAUGACAUCUCCUACGUGAUCGGACGGGAUUUGUUGAAGAUUGGCAGCACGGGAGAGGAAGUGUCGGGUUUACAGUUCAGGAUAGUCCGAGUUCUGGAAAUGUUCGAAACUUUGGUAAACAAAUACAACUUGUCUCUGGAGGAGUUGAAAAUGGAGCGGGACAACCUGAAGAGUGAGCUGGACAGGAUCAUGAAGGACGGGACCUCCUCCGGACAGAGCAGACAACCAGCAGGACCGAAUCAGCUGGUGGUGGACCUGACCGACCCCAACAGACCGCGCUUCACCAUGCAGGAGCUGAAGGAGGUGCUGCAGGAGAGGAACCAGCUGAAGGCCCAGCUCAUGCUGGUCCAGGAGGAGCUUCAGCUGUAUAAGAGUGGGAUUCUGCCACAAGCUGAACCAGCCACAGUGGAAGUGGAUCUGAACCCGCCAGCAGCUACAGAGGACAGCCCAGCCUCAAUAAAUGAGAAGACAACCAUAGGAAAGCUGUUUUCAUUCAGACGGAAAUGAGGAAAAGUUUUCAGAAGAAUGGACGAUGUAGGAGGCAAACUGGAUUUGUCUGCACAUUUUAAACACUUUUGUAACGAUUGUUUUUGUACAUGCCUUUUUGUCAUUCUAACAAUGUUUU
This is a messenger RNA of Nematolebias whitei (Rio pearlfish), 904 nucleotides long. RefSeq names its product Rab interacting lysosomal protein-like 2 (gene rilpl2). Gene Ontology annotation, molecular function: protein dimerization activity. The record is from RefSeq and is a predicted model, not a curated record. Gene Ontology annotation, cellular component: cytoplasm; ciliary basal body. The transcript is spliced from 4 exons. Bases 205 to 786 code for a protein of 193 amino acids. Lineage: Eukaryota; Metazoa; Chordata; Actinopteri; Cyprinodontiformes; Rivulidae. Gene Ontology annotation, biological process: cilium assembly.